Zootoca vivipara (common lizard) is the source of this 6563-nucleotide messenger RNA. Lineage: Eukaryota; Metazoa; Chordata; Lepidosauria; Squamata; Lacertidae. The record is from RefSeq and is a predicted model, not a curated record.
ACUCGUCAUUGUCCCACUCCACAGGCUCUAAGCCUUCUAUGCUUGGUGGUUCCCUAGCUGGUUCCUCCAACCAUUCCUCUGCGUCCAACUAGUCCAUGACUCCUAAGGCAGAACUGCAGCAGAAGUGUCUGCCCUCUGAGGAGGUUGCCCACUGGAUCUCUGAAUGAGUCUUCCAGUCGGUGACUCCUGGCAGAAACACGACAGGGAGAGUGUCCCCUGGGGCCAGGUCAUUUUUCCUCCUAUACAUACUCAGAAGUGCAUUUCCAGGUGCAAAGCGAGCACCUUAGAGCACUCCCCCCCCCCGAAAUGCUCUGCACCAUACAGGUGUUCUGCUGAUAAUGUGAUUCCUUAGGAAACAUCUUUCACAUUAUAGAAAGAUCUCCCUGGAAGUAAUAAUAAUUAAACGGGUCUAGAUAAUCAUUUACUUCUGUCUUUCAGAUUGAUUGAAAGGGAAAAUUCAGAUGGAGAAUUCAUCCAAAGAAAACACUCAGCUUUUUUCAAAAAACACAAUCCUGCCCAUUGACAGGUCUUCUUCAAGAUCAGAAUCCUCGGCUUCGAAGGAGAAAGGAACUAUCUGUGGAGGAAUGAAGAUUUUUCUUGCUGCAUUAUCGUUUGUUUACUUUGCGAAAGCUCUGUCAGGAAGUUACCUGAAAAGUACCAUCACCCAAAUAGAAAAAAGAUUUGAUAUCCCUUCGUCUUUGGUUGGCCUGAUAGAUGGCAGCUUUGAAAUUGGGAACCUUUUAAUUAUAAUCCUGGUCAGCUACUUCGGAGCCAAGCUUCACAGGCCAAAGAUCAUCGGAGCCGGUUGCCUGAUCAUGUCAUUCGGAACAUUUUUGAUAGCCAUGCCUCAGUUCUUUAUGGGACGCUAUAGGUAUGAGAUAUUUUCUUCCUCCUCCUCCAAUUCAACUGUCAGCAUCUCCCCGUGUCUCCAGGAUCAGAACCAGCUGCCUGUCUCAGUCUUGGAAAGAGCUCAGGCACAAAUCCAUGCAGGGUGCGAAAAGGAAACUGGAAUUUCCAUGUGGAUUUACGUUUUGCUGGGAAAUCUGCUACGUGGAAUUGGGGAAACCCCGAUCCAGCCUUUGGGGAUUGCGUACAUCGAUGACCACGCCACAGAAGAGAGUGCAGCCUUUUACAUUGGGUGUGUGCAGACGGUUGCAAUAAUAGGCCCCAUCUUUGGCUUUCUCUUGGGGUCCUUGUGUGCCACACUGUAUGUAGACAUUGGCUUUGUAGACAUGGACAGCAUAAGCAUAACUCAGAAGGACUCCCAAUGGGUAGGAGCUUGGUGGCUUGGCUAUUUAAUAGCCGGGGUGGUCAGCAUCUUUGCUGCUAUCCCUUUCUGGUUCUUACCGAAACAUCUUCCAAGACCAGACACCCGAAAGGAUUCCAGCACUUCCUCUGAGCAGUCCAAGUUCAUCAACGAAGAUAACCGAGAACACCGCAUCACCUACCAAGAGCAAGCGAAGUUUCUCGAGAUGGCUAGAGAUUUCCUGCCGUCGCUGAAAAGCCUCUUUGGGAACCCAGUUUUUUUUUUAUACCUCUGCUCUAGCAUCACCCAGUUCAAUUCUCUCAUUGGCAUGGUGACUUACAAAGCAAAAUACAUUGAGCAGCAGUUUGGGCAAUCAUCUUCGAAGACCAAUUUUGUCAUAGGUCUCAUCAAUAUCCCUGCUGUGGCUUUGGGAAUUUUCUCUGGAGGGCUGAUCAUGAAAAAAUUCAGGCUGAACGUUUUGGGGGCGGCCAAGCUGUCCCUGGGAUCCUCCUUCUUUGGCUACCUCCUCCUCCUGCUGCUCUUUGCCAUCGGCUGCAAGAAUGCUGACGUGGCAGGCCUGACCGUCUCCUACAAAGGCCACAAACAGGUGGAACGAACUCUGUUUUCGGAGUGCAACUCGGGCUGCAUCUGCUCCAAGAAUGAAUGGGAUCCCAUAUGCGGGGAAAACGGAAUCACCUACAUCUCGGCUUGCCUUGCUGGUUGCAAAACAUCCAAUGGAAGUGGGAAAGACAUGAUAUUUUAUAACUGCAGCUGUGUGGGGAACACGGAAUUGUCGUCAAGGCAGUCUUCAGCUGUGAUGGGACCGUGCCAAAAAGGAAACGAAUGCCCCAAAAUGUUCCUCUAUUUUCUGGUUGUAUCAGUAAUCACAUCUUUUACCCUGUCCAUUGGAGGGACCCCUGGAUACAUUUUACUCCUACGAUGCAUCAAUCCACACCUCAAAUCUUUUGCAUUGGGCAUCUACACUUUAGCCAUCAGAGUUCUUGCCGGAAUCCCGGCUCCAGUGUACUUUGGAGUCUCAAUAGACACAACAUGCCUCAAAUGGGGAAGCAAAAGGUGUGGAGGCCAGGGAGCUUGCAGGCUGUAUGAUUCUAAUGCAUUCAGGUAUAUCUAUCUGGGCUUGACUGUUGUUCUAGGCACCAUGUCUACCUUCUUAAGUGUCGCUGUCUUGAUCAUCCUGAAGAAAAGAUACACCCCACACAACGAAACCAUCCCAGCCAUUGGAGAGAGAGACAGCACCUCUGUUAAAAGCAGGAAAAGCGACUUCGUCAAUAGCGACCACGUGAUUCAGACAACCUACUGGCCAGAGAAAGAAACUCGACUUUAGGGAGACUCGAUGUAUUUUUAAGCAGUCUCUCUUCCAACGUGGAAAAUUCUGACCUAUGUUUCAUUAUAAGUUAACGUGUUUGAAUGAGAGAGCUGGGUGGGCGGGCACAACUUUUUGCUAAAUACAAUAAGCUUCCAAACACCUUUCUAGAACUUGUAGAGGCCUUUAAAAAUGCAAUAUUGCAUUUGCCUUUCUCAAAAUACAGAACAAAACUCUUCCUUCUCCACAUGAAACAAAAAUCUGGCUUGAUGAAUGCAGCUUUCCUUGAGAGAAUCUUCCGUUUGGAGUGGUUGUGGCUGGUUUGCCAUCUCAGCAUGACUAAGAAGGCAUUGUGCCCUUGUAACAAUUGCUCCCAUUUAUUAUUAUUAUUAUUAUUAUUAUUAUUAUUAUUAUUAUUAUGUUGAUGUUUAGAGCAGGGACAAGAAACUUCCAGCGCUCCAGAUGUUGUUGAACUACAACUACCCUUUGUAAAAAUGUUAUGAGAGACAUUGCACAUAUCUUUGUAAACCAGGAAAACCUUUAAUAAAAAAUAAUUUUUUUUAAAAAAAAACAACACUACCAUGAUCCCUGGCCAUUGACCAUGGUAGUGAUGGGAAGUGAAGUCCAACAAUAUCUGGCACGCCAAAGACUCCCCACCCUUGUUUUACAGGGCAAAAUAUCAACUCCAAGGCACUCAUAGGAUGACGAUUGCUCACCGCUACACUUAAAAGGUGGGGCAAGCAUCUUAGAAGCCUUCUGCGUCUGAGUGAAUUCAACCUAUGGUGGACUACUUAGCUGUCCAAUCCCUUUAUUUAUUUUGGUUUGGUUUCCUAUAGCACUCAGUAUGGCUACCUGAGCUUGCGGGAACUAUCAGCUCUCAACUGUGCACCUUCUUGGCCCUUGAGAUUAAGCAUCAAGACAGGAAAAGGGUUCGGUAUUUUCCUUUGCUUCUGGAGAGAGCAUAUAUGGAGAGGCCGAAGCGGGUGGGGUAGAGUAGCUACAUUAGCUUCCUGGUAGGUGGACCAUUGUUGCUUACCAGGAGGGAGAUGGGGAGGGGCAAGGCAGCGCGGUGCAAACACACUGACAGGAGCACUGGCUUGGCUCCACUGGCGUGUUUGCCAGCAUCUCCGAUACCUUACAGCUCAUUGUCCCACUAAGCUGCAGCAAUUCCGUUGCCCAGAAGCUAUCAUUGCAGCUCCACCCCAUCUGACAAGCAGCGUUUGUGGAGAGGGUAGCUGCAAUGUAUCGACCCUUCUUCUGCAAUAGGUCGUCAUUGAAAAGACACCCCUCUUUGUAAAAAAAGAAUACUGGCAUUUUACUCCCAAGCCUACCUACUAUUAAGUAAGGACCAACUCGCAAGUGAACAUGGCUAGGUCAGGCUGAUGAGGAAAUAACUUCUGUGACUCUCCUACAGGCAGCUUGAAGGGCAGCUAUUGUACUCCAGAUAUUUGGAAGGCUUUGGGUGACUGUUUGGUGUGGUUUAUUGGGGGAUGGGGGUGUCUGCUGCUAACUAACAAUGCCAUUUACAAUCUGGGUUGUGUACAGUAUAUAUUUUACUCCAAAUACAUAAAUAAGCAACACAAUUCUCUUUCAAAGUAACCCAGCUUCUUUCUAAGAAAAGUUGCGUUCUACAGCCUCUGUCUGUAACCCAAAUUUGCACGUAUUUUGCUAUUAUGUAUAAAGGAUUGUACUUUCAUAAUUUACAGUCUGAUCCCAUAAUGUUUAUUCACAUGAAGGUCAGUGGGGGUUAUUCACAAGCCACUAUUCAUAGGAUUGCUGCCUUAAUCAUUGUUACAGGUAGGUAGCCGUGUUGGUCUGACGUAGUCGAAACAAAAUAAAAUAUUCCUUCAAGUAGCACCUUAAAGACCAAGUUUGUCAUUGGUAUGAGCUUUCAUGAAGAAGUGUGCAUGCACACGAAAGCUCAUACCAAUGACAAACUCAGUUGGUCUCUAAGGUGCUACUGGAAGGAAUUUUUUUAUUUUGUUUUGCCUUAAUCAUUGUGAGGGACAGGAAGCCACUAGAUCAUUGAAUCUUCUUACUGGGGAUAGGAAAUGACAGAACAUUUUGGUGGGUGGGGUGACCUCGGGUGCCCAAUAAAUUCCCCCUUUUUUGUACAAUUUUUUAAAAGCUUUGUAUUUGCUUCAAGCAGCUGGGAAGCUUUUAUAUAUAUAUAUAUAUAUAUAUAUUCAAGAAAGUAAAGAAGAUAAACACAACCUCUUGCCCAUUAUUAUUCAUUUGUCUAUCAUAUUAAACAAGGGAAGUCAAGCCUACCAGCUCCAUAAGUCUCUAAAAUUCUCAGAAAUUUCCCCCAAAGCAGCCAAAAUUUACCUUCCACCUUCACAGGGGACAAAUGGCCCCAUGAAAAUUGAGCAGGAAAUAACAAGGCUUCCACGAUUCGUUGUAAACUAGUGGUGUUUAUCAGAUUUAGAUAAAUUCCAAGGUGCUGUGGGGCACCUCAGAGAGAUUUUGGGCUUGUCAGAGGUGAAGGGGGAUCUGUAUGAGACAGCACACACUGAAAUAGGGAGCCCUGAAGUGCUUUGUGGCCCCUCAGUGAUCCAGACAUUUUUAAAAAAGGUUGUAGGCAAGUGUCUGCUCAAAGUGAUUGUGCUUCUCUAAACUUACCAUUGUGCCAAGGUGGAGUGAUUGAAGGAAAGGAGAGUAAAGGUCACAAUGAGAAGAAAGUAGUGGAGGAACCCUGCUAACUGAUCAACAAAGCUUGUAAUCAGAGGGAAUAAUUUAACCUGGAAAGUGAAUCCCUUUUGGUUCUUUCUAAUCCCAAAUCUAUUUUUAAAGUGGCAAUCACAAAAGCUCCUGGACUUAUUUGUCUCAGCUCACACAUUUCUUACUCAGGGGCACCUUGUGUCUGUAUUUUUCAGACCUGUUGCCCACAAAACCCCAUGAGAAGAUGAAUGGCUUCCAUUCUUUGCUCACCCUACAACUGCAAUGGCUGUCCUUUGUCCAGUACCACCUCAACAUAGAAAAGUUAUCCAUGUUUCCUUUUUUUUUUAAAAAAAGAAACUUUACAGUUGCCAUGCACAACACCCGCUAUUUGCAUAUAAAUUAGUAAGCUUUAUCCACUCUGGAGAUGGAAGUAUGCCUGAGAAUUUCAUCCACUUCUGCCUAAAGGAAGGGGGAGUUAUAGCCAUUUUCAGAUUUCCCAAUUGUAAAUGGGGGGAGGAAUAGUGGACUCAGUGAUGGCUGCUCUUGUGGGGAAACUGCUGCAAGCUAUCCUUGAAAAAUAGAAUAAGAAAUAUGCCCUUACAAGCCGUGACCUUGUCUGCAAAUUUCAUCCAAUUCUGCCACCCCAAAAUAAAGUUAUAGACAAUUCAUUUUUUUGUUGGAGGGGGAGGCCUAUUUUAGUCUAGAACAGAAGCCCCUGCAACUACAGUGGUACCUCGGUUUAAGAACCAUCCAGUUUAAGAAUGAUUCGGUUUACAAACUCCGCAAAACCAGAAAUAGUGUCUUGGGUUGAGAACUUUACCUCGGUCUAAGAACAGAAUCCGAAUGGUGGAAGGGAACCGGCAGAGGGAGGCCUCAUUAGGGAAAGCACGUCUCAGUUUAAGAAUGGUUUCAGUUUAAGAACGGACUUCCGGAACGGAUUAAGUUCAUAAACCUAGGUACCACUGUAUUUGCUUUCAGUUUGGCAGGCUUUGUGCACUCUGGAUGGGCUAGCAUCUCUGAAAAUUCAACCCACUUCUGUUCAUCUGCAAUUUCUCAAUAGUGGGGGGGGGGAGAGAGAGAGACCCCAAGCUGAAUCAGACACCUUAUGAAGUGCCUUGGGCCAAGAUGGACUGUUUCAUGAAGUGCCAAACUGGGAUCCAAACAAAAUCUUGUGGUUGGUUGACGACACUUUUCUGGAAGUAGGACAAAAGAAUGUGCACAGAUCUGGCCAUCUCAUUCCACAUCUUGGUUUGUUUGUUUUGUAUACAGUUUCUAGCUAUGAUGUAAUAAGUGAUUUUGAAAAAAAUCCUUUGGAAACAAAUUAAAAUAUAU